AUGUACAUUCUUACGCUCCUGUUUGGUCUCUUCCAUCAAACCCUCACCUUCAAUAAAUUCAGUGUAGAUGCAUUGGCAGCUCAUUUCAGUGAGGUUCUCUCACCUGGGUCUCAAGUCUGGCUUCCCAGUAGCGCUAAUUACACUUCCGCAAUAACUCAAAGAUGGACAAUCUAUCCACCAGCCGAGCCUACAUAUAUUCUUGCUCUAAAGCCAGCGCUGCCUUCUGAUAUUCAAAGUAUUAUUAAAUUUGCAUCAAACCACAAUAUCCCUUUUAUGGCAACAGGAGGAGGUCAUGGAUACUCGACAACACUGCACAGUUGUAAGAAUGGAAUCGACAUCGAUUUAGGUUUCUUCCACGAUAUCAAAAUCGACAAAGAAGCAAGCACCAUCACAAUUGGAGGAUCUGUUAAAUUCGGGGAACUCAUACAACCAUUAUUUGAUGUUGGAAAAGAGAUUCAAACAGGAUUAGCAGAAUGCGUCGGUGUUGUUGGAGCAACACUGGGUGCGGGGCUAGGACCAUAUACUGGUCUUCACGGUCUUGUAAUUGAUGCUCUGCUAGAGGUAAAAUAUGUCACCGGAACCGGCAAGUUGAUCACAUCAUCUAAAACAGAGAAUCCUGAACUUUUCUGGGGAGCUAGAGGAGCUGGUCAUCAAUUUGGUGUUGUCUAUGAGGCCACAUACAGAAUACAUGAUGCCACCAAUAAUGGAGAGCUGGUAGUGGCGAGCAUGAGAUUUCAUUCCAGAGAUAAUACAUCUUUGUGGGAAAUUAUGAAGGAUAUUGGAAGUAAUCAGCCCAGAGAAAUGGCUUUGACUUUUCAAGUAAAUUGGAACGAUGAAUUUGGUGGCCUCAACAUCAACGUAAACGCAAAAUGGGUCGGACCAAUGGAAGAAGCCCUCAUUGCAUUUUCCCCCUUCUUAUCCCUCAACCCUAUUCAAAGAAGCAUAACUCAAAUUCCUUGGACCUCAAUUUACAGCUCACCUGUUCUCGGCAGCGGCGGCAGUUCUAGCUGUGAUCGCGGCACAAAGAGUAGUAACUGGGCCGUAAAUCUCUAUACCAUCUCUAUUCCAGCAUUGACUCGCACGCUCCAAAAAUUAGCAGACUUUUACUCCGCUUUCCCUUCAUCAAGAACGAGCGUUUGGUCAAUUGAAAAAUUCGCUAAUUCAGUAACUCUUUCAACAAAAGACGAUGAAACGGCAUAUCCGUGGAGGAAUACUACAAUCUAUACUUUUGUCGCUUUGCAAAUAAAUGACGAUUCGCAGGAUGAUGCUAUAAAUGCUUUUGGUGCUUCUUUCCAAGCGGAGAUGGCUGCCUCUAGUGGAUAUGGCGAUUUGAGAGUCUACAUGAAUUAUGGUCGGGAUGAAGGAGAGGAAGUGUGGUACAGCGAGGGAAAAUUACCGAGACUGAAGGCUUUGAAGAGGAAGUAUGAUCCAAUGGAGUUAUUCAGUCACUACAAUCCUGUGAUGAUUUCUGAACAGCAUAAAAAGAGUGUCAAUCAUGGACGCUUAGGAAGCGACCUAAAGUAA
Molecule: messenger RNA, 1524 nt
Organism: Botrytis deweyae
Lineage: Eukaryota; Fungi; Ascomycota; Leotiomycetes; Helotiales; Sclerotiniaceae
Exons: 4
Coding region: 1-1524 (507 amino acids)
Molecular function (GO): FAD binding; oxidoreductase activity
Source: RefSeq, a predicted model, not a curated record